Oikopleura dioica is the source of this 1494-nucleotide messenger RNA. Lineage: Eukaryota; Metazoa; Chordata; Appendicularia; Copelata; Oikopleuridae. The record is from the annotation of a GenBank genome assembly.
AUGCUCAAGUGCUUCUGGAUUUUGCUAUGUUUGUCGCUGUUGAUCCUCGUUGCUUCCUUCUUACUCUACAUUACAGACAUCGGCACGCUGGCCUGCAACUGGAUCAUCCACAAAAUAUUCUACCUUUCUUCUGAAAACGGACUUUUGUGGCAGAUUUGGGAGGAACCAAAAAAUCCAGAGGGCGCAAAGAUCCAUUCCAACUUCGACUUUUACAUCUGGAACAUCACCAAUCCGACAGAAGUGGCAAAAGGGUUGACCCCGGCGAUAGCUGAAAUCGGGCCGUAUUGCUUCGCGAACUUUGUGAAGAAAAUUGACAUAAGAGAGGAGAAUGACUCAGUCUUUUAUCGCAACAAGCAGAAAUUCGCUGAAAGAAAGGACGACCCAAAAUGCAAAGUGACUGGCAAAGAGACGAUUUAUCACAUCAACGUGCCGUUCCUCGUCGUCGAGAAGCGCCUGGCCAAGAUGAACAUGUUUAUGAAGGGGCUGGCGCGCUCGUUUAUCCCAAGUGAUUGGAGCCUAAUCCAAAAGCACUCGAUCGAAGAGAAGCUCAAGUCGUACGGGCAAACUGACACGACUGAAUUCGGCUUUUUCAUGAAUCAAAAUGAAUCCAAAAGUUUUGAGUUUGAAGCAAAGUCUGGAAAGCAAAAUGUAAAAGACACUGGAAAAAUCACCUCUUGGAACGGGCGAAAAGACCUUUCUGAUAUCUGGUUCAGUCCAGAUGCUUUCACGCUUCAAGGCUCUGAUAGUAACUCGCCCAUGGUCCCCCCACUAGCAAAUGCCAGCCGACUCGAUAUUUUCGUCGAUCUUCUUUGUCGGAGCUUGUAUUUUGAAAGGACGGAGCAAUCGAGAGUGAGCAAAAUCAAGGUGGACGUCUACAACGUACCGCUGGAAGAGCUGAAGAAGGAAAAUAACCGGGGCUAUUGGAAAAGAGGACUGACGAAUCGAGACGGGAUGAUUGACCUGUCGAGCUGCAUGGAGCUGACGUUUGGCGAAUCUGCGCCGCUAAUUGCUUCGCUUCCUCAUUUUCUCUACGCUGCUAAAGGGCUCGAGAAUCUGUUCAACGUCAGGCCGUCUAUCGAAGAACACUCUUCGUUCAUAAAAGUCGAGCCAAUGACGGGGAUAAUUCUGGAAGCAGCAAAGCGCUUUCAAUUAAACACUUUCGUCAGCAAAAAUUUCCACCCGGGAAAGCCGAAGAACAAUACUAUCAUUCCAGCUUUCUGGCUCUCCCAAACAUUCUCAGCGGUCGAUCAUCCCGGCCUCUUGACAAAAUUCGGGCAGCAAAUUAGAUGGCUCGUUCUAGUGACCAACUUUCCGCUCGUUCUUCUCGUCAUUGCCAUUUGCGGAAACUUGGCCGCUUUUUUCAUCGGCUUCAAAAUUCACAGUCAAGCGCGACGACCGAGAAGAUCGCAAGCUCGAUCGCUCAAAGAGCUCGGCCAAAUCGAAUCUUGCAGCAAUGAAACUCUCGAGCGGCAGAAUUUAACCACGAUUUCAUGA